CGGAAUUUCCCUGGUUACACCACUUCCGCACAUCUUUGACCGAGCGAAGACUCAUCUUUAUCUGAGAGAUAACCAACUAGAGAAGCAUGUCUGGUAAGUGAGUAGACAGAUAUGGACAGUAAGGGCCCUUAUCGGAUCUAUGACCCAGGUGGGAACGACAGUCAGACCAAAGAGGACAACAUUAGCUACCAGCAGCUCCUGGAGGAGAACUCUGUCCUGAGAGAGCGUAUGAAAGGCCUGAAGAGUCUGGGAGAUCUUCUGGAGGAGUCCCAGACAGAGGCGUCUAAGCUUCGCAAGCGGGUGGAGGAACUGGUCAGGGACAACGAAGCUCUAAAGUCCUCUACCUCUGGUUUCACCUCUAGUGUGUGUGUGGGCACUCCUGUUCAGACAGAUACACAAGGGCACAGGAAGCAUCAUGGUCACCCCACUUCAGUCAGACCUGACCCUUGUGAGGGCUUGACUACAAAAUCCGUGCAACCCGAAACCACUGAGACCUCCUUGCAGUUAGAUCCGACGAACAUGGAGGACAAGACCGUUACCGAAAAUCAGACGGCCAGCGUUGUGCCCUUGCCGCAGGAGAACAUGGAGCUGGCGAGCCAACUGCAGAGGCUGGAGAGCUCCUUCAGUGUAUUCGCAGAGGAGUCCAACCCCAAUCAGCUCCUGGCGCACUUGGGCCGCAUGGCCGUCGAGUUCCACCACCUCUCGUCCAAAGUGCAGAAGAAUGAGCAGAGGACAUCGCUGCUGCAGACACUCUGUGAGCAGCUGAGGCGUGAGAACAGUGAGCUACGGAGGAAAAUGGAGGAGGACCUUCAGUAUCGAAAUCGGGACCUGGAGCAGCUGAGACAGGAGAACCUUAAGCUGAGGGAACUGGUAAAUGGCAGGGCGGGACCUGUUGUCUCGAGCGAGUCACCCGAGUCCAAAGAAGAUGCGUCUAAAGAGGAACCAACGAAAGCCAAACUGGAGACAGCUGUGACUCAACAGUCCGGCAAGGCUGCAGAGAAGACUCCAUCUAAGACGCUAGACCCAGAGGUGUAUGAGAAGAAGAUCAGACUCCUGGAGAAGCAGAGGAGAGAUGUGCUGGAGGUCAACAAGCAGUGGGACGUGCAGUGGAACGCCAUGAAGGCACAGUUUGAGCAGAAGAUCACAGACCUGCGGCAGCGACUGGCCGACUCCCAGAAGGCCGUGCUGGAGCUGGAAGCAGAGCGGGAGCAGAGACAGAGAGACUACGAUAAGAAACUGCUGUUGGCCAAAUCCAAGAUCGACAAUGUGCAGGGUGAAAAAGAGUGUUUGACAUCAGAGACGUGUGAACUAAAGCAGAAGGUGCGCUACCUGCAAGACCAGCUGCUGCCCCUCACCAAGCAGCGCGAGUACCAGGAGAAGGAGAUCCAGAGACUAAACCGGGCCCUGGAGGAAGCGCUGAACCUGCACUCGCCCACCUCGGGGGCUGGAAUGAAUCUGGGAGAGGGAGUGCUCAACCUGCGCCAGCAGGAACUCCACACACAGAUCGCUGUGCUCAAAGAGCAGGUGAAGAUCUUUGAGGAGGAUUUCCGUAAAGAGCGCAGCGACAGGGAGCGCAUGAACGAGGAGAAAGAAGACCUGAGGCGCCAGGUGGAGAGGUUACAGGGUCAGAUGACCAACCUGACCAAUCAGCUCCAUCAGGCGCAGAAUGAGUGUCAGAGAGAGAGGGCAGAGAGGUGUAAACUGGAGAGACUGCAAAUGCAACACAAUAAGCAGGAGGGGCAGCCAGAGAGAAGGACGUCUGACCCUACGUCGGGCUCGGCCAACGGCCCGCUGAGCCCACCCUACUGUGGCCCAUUUGUGCAGGUGGGCCACCAGGGCCUGGAGGGCUGGCCCAUCCACUUCCCUCCACGGAUGCCCACGCUGAGUGCAGCGCCUGGGAGAGACUUCCAGCCCGUCAACCCGGGUUUUCCUUGGCAGUCAUCAUUCCCUCAGCCCCGGGGUUCUAGAGGGCAGGCAGACCCAGCAAGAGCCCCACCAGAAAACGCAGAAACAGGUGCGGCUGGGUUCGGGAAGCGUGAGCGUCAGAACGUGGACCCCGGGAAGCACUAACCACCUCAGCCCCUCUCCACCGGCACUGGCUAGUAGCAUGAUGCAGCUUAGCUUUCAGUAGGCAUGGUGUGAUCUAUUUCUUUCCCCCCUCCUCCCUGUGCGUGCGUGCGUGCGCGUGUGCGAGCACGUGUGUGUGUGCGUGUGUAUAUAUCUCUAUGAUAAAUUGUUGUUUAUACUUAAGUUUUAUAAGCCUAUUUGUGAAACACUGUUCUGUCAAAUUCUGGAAAUAUAUAUACACAUUUAUUAUUUUACCUUUUUAAUAUUAUUGAGGUUUAAACUCUGCUUUAUAUACAGUACUUCUAUGCAGGAAUUGAAGUCGGUUAUUUAAUGAAUGAAAGGAUAAAAAAAAUUAAGACAAUAUACCUGCAGAGUUAAAUGAGGACCAGAAAAAUUGUUGUUAAAACUUUUAAAUGUUUAUUUACUAACAGAGAAAGAGUUAACUUCCUUGUAUUGACAAAUAAAUGGUAUGGUUAUUCCAAGCAACUGCAUUCUGCCACUGGGAUUUUUUUUUUUUUUUUUCACACCCAUAUGCUGAUUUUAUAUGUGAACUGAAGACAGAAUGUUGGAAUUUGACAGUCGUCCGGUAACUCUGUGGGUAAAUUGUCUUGAAAAUGUACUACAAUAGAAUGUAUCUAUUUAUUCCGUCGCCAUGGUUGCGAUGACUGGUCUUUCUUUUCCACACCCACGUACCAGUCAUGAGCGACUCUAAUAACCAUACACCCCUCAUUUACAAAAGCCAUACGCAACACUUCUCAAACCUUUCCAUGUUGGGACUUCAGUAUUAUCUUUCCACUGGGGGACUUGCAUGGCAAAGAAAAUGAAAGGAUCACGGUAAUGAUCUGUAUCCUAUCAUCUGUUAAGCCAGGAGUCAUGUGGUCACAUGAUUUUUCAGUUGGAUAACUAUCGUAAGUCUGCCAGUUUAGGGCCCAGUUAAUGAAUGCUGUUGAAGCAAUUUUUAAAAUGUUUUUUUUUUUUUUCUUUAUUAUUGUUCAUACUAGUUGUUGGUUCUGGAGUAUGUUCCUGCUGUUGCAAAUGAACAUGAUGGCAGUCAAAUUCUUUAAUAAUCAAUUUUUUAAAAUUGGUGCAGUGAUGGAGUGUGCUUCGUUGUCAUAGUGAUGAUGUUCUUGGUGUAUGGUGUGUGUGUGUCUCCCCUGUGUGCUGUAGCUGUUUGAAGAAGGGUGGUGAAAGUGAGUGUCUUGGUUGUUGUGCUGAUUCAAAUCCACAGAUUUGCCCCCCCCCCCCCUAAAAAAAAAGUACCUGAUUACAUGUGAAAGCAGUUUGUCCAACCAUUAAUCCAUCCAUGUAUCCAUGUUCUUGCUAUAUAGGGCAGACCAGAGGAGAGGAGCUCUUAUCCCAUAGCAGCUCAUUUAAAAGGCGAUUAGGUCCAAAGAUGGGCUCUCAGCUGGAUGACCCUACUGUAGUGUCGAUGGUCAAGUGUGAGGUUAGACAUGGUCCCUACGCCCUAGCUUAUGAGCAGGCCACGGUCUGCACUGUGUAGCGGCAGCGAUCACCCAAUUACUCUGAUGCGGUUGGCCACAAUAAGCAUUUUAACAAUCUGAAUUGCAAAAAUACCGUUUUUUUUUUGUGUGUUUUUUUUUGCUGAGAACAAAAUGCAGUGUUUUGUCUUGUGUAAAUAGAAGUGGGUUUGGGCAGGCCUUUCUAUAUGCUUGAGUAGAUCGAGCUGAGUGGAUUCUUUGUCAGUGCAUAGGAGUUGAAGUGUUCUGUGAGCUGAAUGGAACUUUGUUUUUUUUUAAUAUUAUUAUUUAUCACUGUAAUUUACUGGUUGGUAGUUUUGUGCUUUUGGAGUGACACCUCCCCUUCUCCUUCCCUGUCCCCAUUUCUCCAAUUAGGGUGAAAGCACAUCUCAUGUUAAUCUUUUGUAUUUGAUUAGCAGAAUAAAUAUAUUCUAAAUGUCCCAACAUCCAGAAUGUAUUCCAGAAAUGCUAAGAUUUUCCAGCACACGUUAUGUGGUUGAUAUGUCAGUACACAAUGCCUCGAUGUCUUUGAAACGUGAAGUUAUGUGGGACUUUGUAAUGCCUAGUAAGUAGGGUUUCCCCCAGGGGACUGCUUAGGCCAAAAAAAAAAAACAACCAACCAAAUAAAUAAUCACAUUUUUGAAUGCA
This is a messenger RNA of Electrophorus electricus (electric eel), 4193 nucleotides long. The record is from RefSeq and is a predicted model, not a curated record. NCBI's taxonomy places the organism in Eukaryota, Metazoa, Chordata, Actinopteri, Gymnotiformes, Gymnotidae.